Thyridium curvatum is the source of this 1230-nucleotide messenger RNA. RefSeq lists its product as uncharacterized. The transcript is spliced from 2 exons. Gene Ontology annotation, molecular function: protein binding; 6-phosphogluconolactonase activity. The record is from RefSeq and is a predicted model, not a curated record. Bases 1 to 1230 code for a protein of 409 amino acids. NCBI's taxonomy places the organism in Eukaryota, Fungi, Ascomycota, Sordariomycetes, Thyridiales, Thyridiaceae.
AUGUCGUCAAUCAGAGCUUUGGGCAUAGCAUUCCUCACAUGCCUCACCACAGUCUCCUCGAGCUUCACCAUGCGGGUUGCGCAUCAACAGCGCGGCAUCCUCACCCUUGAUUUCGACCCUACUAAGCCAGCCAACUCGAGCAUUCGAGUCCUCAGCACCACAGAAGCUGGAUACAAGCCAGGCUGGCUACAUGCACGAGGCGACAAGUUAUUUUCCAUCUCCAGGAAGCAUUUCCCCGACAACACAUCAGACAGCGCGGGCGUCUACUCCUUUCAGAAGAUGCCUGGUGGGCAGAUAAGUUUCAUUGACAGCAAGAGCUCGCAUGGCGAUGGCGGCGUCUAUGUCGAUAUCUCUCCAGAUGGCAAGACCUUGGCGUCGGCAAACAUUGAUGGAUCUACUGUCUCGGUCUUUCCACUCAGUCCCGACGGCUAUAUCGGCGAAGCAACACAUGUUUUCAAGUACAACCUUACACACCCCGGCCCGGGAACGGGCGACUCUCAACAAAUUGCAAACCCGCAUGAGGCUGUAUUCAGUCCACACGGCGACCUCCUAGCUGUUCCUGAUAGAGGCUCCGAUCGAGUGUACCUUUACCAGGUGCACAGUACUGGCCAAGUGGAGCUAAUCAGAAACAUGACGCUCGCUCUGGGGACUGGACCGCGCCAUAUCCUCUUCUCACCACUCAGCCGAACUAAGAAUCUCAUGUAUCUUGUCUCCGAGAUAGACAACACCAUCAAUGUGUUCUCACUUGACCACCCGAGCCUAUCUUGUGGCAACUACAGGUCUGACCUCAACGAAACUCUCAAGAUCACGCACCUUCAAGUCGUUUCCACUCUGAACAGCAGUGAUCAGCGAACCAAGCCGCAGAACAUAGACCUAGCUUCGGAGAUUGCUCUUUCUAACGAUGGCCGCUUUCUUUACGUGUCCAACCGCAAUACUGAGUCUUUGGACGAUAUCGACACCCUCGCCAUUUACGCUGUUGCUGCAAACGAUCCCCAGCCUCUGCGAUUCCUCGGCCUCAACAGCACCCACGGCAAGAUUCCCAGACAUUUCUCGCUCUCUAGCGACCCUCGAAAUGGAUUCAUUGCAGUAGCAAAUCAAGUUACGAAUGACUUGCACAUUAUGGAACGCGACACGAAGAGUGGUUUUCUGGGCCGCAUCGCUGGGCAAGUCAGCUUUGGGGACGUCGAUCUUUCGACUCAACUAGGGCCUAUGGCAGUUAUUUGGGACUAA